This is a messenger RNA of Coffea eugenioides, 1761 nucleotides long. Its product is annotated as rust resistance kinase Lr10-like. Gene Ontology annotation, molecular function: ATP binding; protein kinase activity. Gene Ontology annotation, biological process: protein phosphorylation. Bases 110 to 1681 code for a protein of 523 amino acids. The transcript has 4 exons. NCBI's taxonomy places the organism in Eukaryota, Viridiplantae, Streptophyta, Magnoliopsida, Gentianales, Rubiaceae. The record is from RefSeq and is a predicted model, not a curated record.
UGAUAACCCACAGGAUGAAUAUCCUUUAUAUGAUAUCUUCGAUACAAAUAUUCCUGUAUUAUUUAUUUCUUGCCCUGUUCCCGUGAGAUCUCCUUUCUUUUCAGAUAUCAUGGCAUUCUGCAGAAAUCAUAUGUCUUCCAACUUUUCAUCACCAACGAAUAACUAUUCUUACCUUUUAGUUGGAGACCAUAAAGUAUCUGUACUGAAUGAUUCCUGUGCUGUCAACAUGGCUGCUUGGGUCACAGAGGACUUUGGUGGAAGAAAAGCUUAUACUUCUCUUGCGGGUCUUUAUGAUGCUCUUGCCUAUGGAUUUUUGCUUGAUUGGGAGGGCAUCUAUUGCCAACAGUGCAGCAGUGGUUUUUGUGAUCGUGACGUGAAUGAUUCUAUCCGUUGCUCACCUAAAUAUUUGCAGUGCGAGCUCCUUCACCCAAGUACAUUCAGGCCCACGUUCGAAUGUCUUAAGGAGAUAUGGUACCAGAAAGUUGAGUUUUUAAAUCAAAACACCGCAAUUAGCAGAGAAUUAGGAAUUCUCAUUGGAAUGUGUCUGGCAGGGAGAUUUUUAUUGGGUGUCCCAUUCCUGUUUGCAUUAAUAAUCUACAAAAUAAGAAGGUCGCACUUGUCUAUGUAUGAAAACAUUGAAGACUUCUUACAGAGUCCAAACAAUCUCAUGCCAGUUAGGUACGCAUAUUCAGACAUAAGAAAGAUGACCAAUAAUUUCAAUGACAAAUUGGGUGAAGGAGGCUAUGGGACUGUUUUCAAAGGAAAGCUUCGAAGUGGUCCACUGGUAGCGGUAAAAAUGCUGGGCAAAUCCAAGGCCAACGGGCAGGAGUUUAUCAGUGAGGUCGCUCACCAUGCUAAUGUGGUAAGGCUGAUUGGCUUCUGCUUUGAAGGCUCCAAAAGGGCUCUUGUCUAUGAAUUCAUGCCUAACGGGUCUCUUGAGAAAUAUAUCUUCCGAAAAGAAACAGAGACAACAUCCUUGAGUUGUGAAAAGCUGUUCGACAUUGCUCUUGGGAUUGCCAAAGGAAUUGAUUAUUUACAUCGCGGCUGUGAGAUGCAAAUUUUGCAUUUUGAUAUCAAGCCUCACAACAUUCUUCUAGAUGAGCAUUUUGCUCCUAAACUUUCUGACUUUGGACUUGCAAAAUUGUAUCCAACAGAGAAUAGUAUUGUGUCCCUGACAGCUGCAAGAGGUACGUUGGGAUACAUGGCCCCAGAGUUGUACUACAAAAAUAUUGGAGGAGUCUCGUACAAAGCAGACGUAUACAGCUUUGGAAUGCUGCUGCUGGAAAUGGCUGGGAAAAGGAAAAAUCUGAACCCUUUAGUGGACCAGAGGAGCCAGAUAUACUUCCCUUCAUGGGUUUAUGAUCAGCUGAGCAAAGGAAACAGUAUUGAGAUGGGAGAUGCCUCAGAAGAUGAAAGAAAGAUGUUGAAGAAGAUGAUCCUGGUAGCAUUGUGGUGCAUACAGAUGAAGCCAAUCAAUCGUCCUUCUAUGAACAAAGUCAUAGAAAUGCUUGAAGGAGAUGGUGAACUCUUAGAAAUGCCUCCUAAGCCCUUCCAAAAUCCAGACGAAAUGCCUGCACCUGAGGCUGAGGAUGGUGGAAAUGAUGCAGAAGAGACGACUGAUUUCCCACAGCUACAACUAGAUCGUGUAGAUUCAAGUGAUAUGAGUAUGGAUCAAGAUUAAAGUAAAUCCAAGUGUCAUAGAAGUCUUUCUCUUGGACAAGACAAUUAUCAUUUCUUCCUGAAUUAGUUGUAAUAGUAUUC